This is a messenger RNA of Trifolium pratense (red clover), 869 nucleotides long. RefSeq names its product protein PLANT CADMIUM RESISTANCE 7-like. The record is from RefSeq and is a predicted model, not a curated record. Lineage: Eukaryota; Viridiplantae; Streptophyta; Magnoliopsida; Fabales; Fabaceae. The coding region runs from base 69 to 518 and encodes 149 amino acids. The transcript is spliced from 4 exons.
UGAAUUAGGAACAAAGUUUCACAGACUUGUUAAAUCAUAAUUUGGUCACUAGCUUAUUAAGCUUCAAAAUGUAUAAUGGUGCACAAAUUCCUAACAUUAAUGAUCCACCAACUGGAAAAUGGACAACAGGUUUAUUUGAUUGCUGUGAAGAUUAUGAAAAUUGUUGUUUUACUUGUUGGUGUCGACAUUUGACCUUUGGUUGGAAUGUUGAGAUCAUAGACCAAGGAAGAACAUCUGCUACAAAAGCACGGUCGAAAUUUUGUGUGUAUGGUUCUUUUGGACUUGGAAGCAUAUAUUCAUACAAAUUUAGAAGUGGACUAAGAGCCCUAUACAAUUUACCAGAAGAACCAUGCAAUGAUUGUUGUGUUCACUGUUGGUGUUCUCUUUGUGCUAUUUGUCAAGAGUAUAGAGAACUUAAAAAUCGUGGACUCGAUCCUUCAAAAGGUUGGAAAGCAAAUGAGGGGAAAAUGAAAACCAACCUAGUGCCUCCUCAAGUUGAAAUGGACAUGAGUCGCUAGAAUUGUUCAUUUUGUAUGAUUCAGAUAUUCUGUCGUUGUGUAAAAAAAAAACUGUUGUUUUUCUAAAUCUUAUUACAAAGUGCUUAGUUUAAUUUCCUAAUUAGGUUUGUUCUCUAUUUGAGGUGUUUUUUUGCUUAUUUCAUUUUAUUUCACAUUUUUAUAAAAGUUCAAUUUAAUUGUAUGAAAUAUUUUUUUUUUUUGUUGUUUGAAAAGUACAUGAAAUAUGAAUUAAACAUCAAUGUAAUAGUGUGUAUGUGGUAGGAUGCCUCAGUUUAUAACUGAAUUUUCCUUUCAUUGUUUAUUGAAAAAAUAAGAACAUAAUUAAUAAAUUGUAACUUUAAUCUGUCAAAU